Molecule: messenger RNA, 684 nt
Organism: Pogoniulus pusillus (Red-fronted tinkerbird)
Lineage: Eukaryota; Metazoa; Chordata; Aves; Piciformes; Lybiidae
Gene: S100A13
Product: S100 calcium binding protein A13
Exons: 3
Coding region: 356-643 (95 amino acids)
Biological process (GO): positive regulation of cell population proliferation; positive regulation of canonical NF-kappaB signal transduction
Cellular component (GO): perinuclear region of cytoplasm
Molecular function (GO): RAGE receptor binding; calcium-dependent protein binding; calcium ion binding
Source: RefSeq, a predicted model, not a curated record
UCGCGUCCCUGCCCCUGCUCCAUCCUGCUCCUCACUGGAGCAUCUCCCCGGUGCCAGAGCCCAGAUGGAGCCUCGGAGGCUGAGCAAGGUUCACACCAGAGGGGCCGAGCCUUGAAUUUGGUCCGCUGCCCACACGGGGAGGGAGGAAAGCAGAGAGGAGGACGGCUCCGUGCCCGUCCGCCCUCCGUGCGCCCGUCCGUCCGCAACAGGAAACUCAACACCGCGGUGCUGGGGACAAAGCGCUGAGCUGUCCCUUCCUGCUGCCCAGCCUAUAAAACCUCCUGGGGGGCCGCCAGCUGCCCCAGCUCUCUGCCUACAGGAGAGGGGGCUUCGGGCCGCUGCCGUGCCCGGCACCAUGGCCACGGGCGAGCUGACGGAGCUGGAGGCUGCCAUCGAGAAGAUCGUCACCACCUUCUGCAGCUACGCGGGCAAGGAGGGCAGGAAGGGCACACUGACGGCCAGCGAGUUUCAGGAGCUGGUCCAGCUCCAGCUGCCCAACCUGUUGAAGGAUGUCCCCUCCCUGGAGGAUAAGAUGAGGGAGCUGGACGUGAACAACGAUCAGGAGCUGAAAUUCGGGGAGUACUGGAGGCUGAUUGGAGAGCUGGCCAAGGCCAUGAGGAAGCAGAAUGCAGGGAAGAAGUGAUUAGGCUGGUGGGGAGCUAAUAAAGGUGUCCUCAGCCUGAA